Nicotiana tabacum (common tobacco) is the source of this 1512-nucleotide messenger RNA. NCBI's taxonomy places the organism in Eukaryota, Viridiplantae, Streptophyta, Magnoliopsida, Solanales, Solanaceae. The record is from RefSeq and is a predicted model, not a curated record.
UUUCAUGUGCCUGUAUUUGGUGUUGGGGGUCACUAUCUGGGGUUUUCGAUAUCUGCAGUUUAGUUUCUGAGCAAAUACUGACGUCCGUUUUGUUGUUAGGUCACAGAUAAGAGGUUACUAGAUGAAGUCAUGAAUGGUUCGAUGAGUAAUAAUGAAAGCAGAGUCAAAGAAGACGGAUACAUAUACAUGGUUCUCGAAUACGGUGAAAUUGAUUUGGCUCAUAUGCUAUCUCAAAAAUGGAAGGAACUAGAUGACUCGGAUUCAAUUAUAGAUGAAAACUGGCUUCGAUUUUACUGGCAGCAAAUACUUCUUGCUGUUAACACCAUACAUGAGGAACGGAUAGUCCACUCGGACCUAAAGCCAGCUAAUUUCCUUCUUGUCCGAGGCUCACUAAAGCUGAUUGAUUUUGGUAUAGCGAAGGCUAUAAUGAGUGACACAACCAACAUCCAACGUGAUUCACAGGUGGGUACUUUAAGCUACAUGUCCCCUGAAGCCUUUAUGUGUAAUGAGACAGAUGCAAAUGGCAAUACCAUUAAGUGUGGUCGGCCCUCAGAUAUCUGGUCAUUAGGAUGUAUCCUUUACCAAAUGGUUUAUGGGAGAACACCCUUUGCAGAAUACAAAACUUUCUGGGCGAAAUUCAAAGUUAUAACGGAUCCAAACCAUGAAAUCACAUAUGAACCUUUGUCCAACCCCUGGCUACUUGAUCUUAUGAAGAAGUGUCUAGCAUGGGACCGAAAUGAAAGAUGGAGGAUUCCUCAACUACUCCAACAUCCUUUCCUUGUUCCCCCUGUUCCGCCACAGUUACCUGCUCCUCCGGAGCAAAGCUGUACACUGCUUCAGUUAAUUGCUAAAUCAUGUGAAAAUGAUGGAAAGGCAUCGAUGCUAUGUAUGCAACUCCAAAAUUUACUAGUGCACCCCAGUCAAAUAUCUCAUGAGGCAUUAACUGUAUGCCAAUACCAGAAGUUGCUGUGUGAUGUGUCAGCACUCUGUCUUCAACUCCAAAAACAGUUGGGAAACACAGAAAGAGGCACAAAGAUGUAAUGUUAAAGAUGAUUUACGCAUUAAGCCUUCUUUGGUUCCUAGGUUCUUUAUGAUUUUUGGCAGUUACAAGGGUCUUCAUCUUUGAAGCCUUCUGCCGAGUUACCGCUGUGUAUGCUAAAACUAUUCGAAACAACGUGGCGAUUGCCACCUGGUUUUGAUUUCUUGAAGUGGCUUGCAGAUAAUAGGUGAAGAACUGUUGUAACUUUGCCCAGGAAACGACUCCUAUGUGUGUGCACGUGUUGGUAAAAUGUUCUGCAAAAUGCAUAAUGCCAUUUUCAUCUGUAGUAAUGCUCACUGCUCAGGCUAAUUUAUACUUCCGGUUUUUAGUCUUUUUAGCUCAGAAAUCGUGUUAAAAUAUCGAAUUGAAUUGAGAGAUGUAGAAUGAACAAGCCAUUUGGAUAGAGAUGGCUGCAAUUUCAACAAACUUGUAAAAAAAAGUUAAUUUUCUUAUUAUUUAUAUCCAUGGCAUCU